Molecule: messenger RNA, 444 nt
Organism: Trichobilharzia regenti
Lineage: Eukaryota; Metazoa; Platyhelminthes; Trematoda; Strigeidida; Schistosomatidae
Source: the annotation of a GenBank genome assembly
GUUGCUGAAGAUCAUCAGGAAGCUUGGGUGGAUUAUGUGGCAGUCAGUUGCUGGGCACUGAUUGUACUCCUCAGUUUGUUACUGUUCUUCAAAUUCAGAAAUAAUUUGCCAGUUGCAUUGUUCCUGAUCGGAAUAAUAAUUGUGCUAUGGUCUGCCAAUAUCUUUUCUAUGUGUUGCAACAAAUAUGAAAAGAACUGUUUCAUUCUAUUGGGCUUCAUCGUUCUGGAAGACUUGUUGACAAUCGUCUUCUGCUUCUUCACCUACAAAAGAUUAAAACUGAAAGUGAUAAUAGUAAUGAUGCUUUUGUCGACGGCUUUUGUGAUAACCGGCAUAGUUUUAUUUUUUCUAGGAAAGGAUGAUCCAAUGUUCUUUGAAAUCACCGGUGGCUUUUGGAACACUGCUUUAGAUAUGGUGGCUAUUGGUAUCGCCAGCUUCCUGAAAUAA